GGGAUCUUUUGCUUUCUUGGCACUGAAUGAGAUAUGGGUAUUCUUGGAAGGAAGAGAGCGUUCUCAGACGCUCUUCUUCCUCUUGUUAUAGCCUUCCUUUUCAGCACCAUUUUUGUUGAAAAUUUUACAGUCGUCUUGGGACUAAAUUACACCAAGUACAGACAAGUUAGUAGCUUGAGACUAGUGAGGAUUCAAAAGCACUUGGACAAGAUUAACAAGCCUGCUGUGAUAACCAUACAAAGCCCAGAUGGAGAUAUCAUUGAUUGUGUUCACAAAAGAAGACAACCAGCUUUGGAUCACCCUCUUUUGAAGAAUCACAAGAUCCAGAAAAAGCCACCAGAGAUGCCUAAAAUGACAAAGAAUAAGGCAACAUUGAAGGAAAACGAGGAGAAAUCAUCAUCAAGUGAUGAUCAGCUGAAUAGGAACAUGAUCAACAAAGAUGAUCAGAAGGUGAUGAAAGACGCAUGGCAAAUGUGGCACAAAAACGGGACGAGGUGUCCAAAAGGGACCGUGCCCAUUCGUCGCAGCACGGUCCACGAUGUGUUGAGAGCAAAGUCUUUGUUUGACUUUGGCAAGAAGCAACGCAAGUUUUCUCUUCAUAGGCAUUCUGAUGCUCCUGAUGUUGUUAGCGGCAAUGGCCAUGAGCAUGCGAUCGCCUACACGGGAACAUCCCAAGAAGUGUACGGGGCAAAGGCGACAAUAAACGUGUGGGACCCAUCAAUUCAAGUGGUCAACGAGUUCAGUCUCUCCCAGAUUUGGGUUCUCUCUGGCUCAUUUGACGGCUCAGAUCUCAACAGCAUCGAAGCCGGAUGGCAGGCCAGUCCGGAGCUUUAUGGUGACAGCAGGCCAAGAUUGUUCACUUACUGGACGACGGAUUCCUAUCAAGCAACGGGGUGCUACAAUCUCCUGUGCGCAGGAUUUGUGCAAACUAAUAGUAGAAUUGCUAUUGGAGCUGCCAUUUCUCCAGUAUCAUCAUAUUCCGGCAAUCAAUAUGAUAUAACCAUUCUCAUCUGGAAGGAUCCAAAGCUUGGAAACUGGUGGAUGGGAUUUGGAGACAAUACCCUAGUAGGAUACUGGCCAGCCGAGUUGUUUACCCACUUAGCGGACCAUGCCACCAUGGUGGAGUGGGGCGGUGAGGUUGUGAACACGCGGCCGAGCGGUGAACACACUGCCACGCAGAUGGGUUCGGGUCAUUUCGCUGAAGACGGGUUCGGAAAAGCGAGCUACUUCAGGAACCUAGAGAUUGUGGACUCGGACAAUAGCCUCAGCUCGGUCCAUGGCAUCUCAACCUUAGCUGAGAACACCAAUUGUUACAACAUCAAGAGCUUCUAUAGCAAUGAAUGGGGCACAUAUUUCUAUUAUGGUGGGCCUGGGAAUAAUCCGCAAUGCCGAUGAUCAUAUAUUUUCUUCACUGUCUCUGUCUUUGAAAGAUGUAUAAUUAAUUUACUACGUCCCGAUUUUAAUCUCUUUUGUCAAAUUCUUUAAAAGAUGUAAUUAGAAUUUGUCAAUAUGCUAUUUCCACUCUUGUUUCUGCUAGCUGUUUUGUUGAAAGAUAUUGAAAAGCAAGAGUGUCUGAUGAGAGUAACGCAUUGCAAAAACAGGCGUGGAAAUAGCAGUGUUUUCAAUUUUGAAUUGGUAUUAA
This is a messenger RNA of Morus notabilis, 1642 nucleotides long. RefSeq lists its product as uncharacterized. The record is from RefSeq and is a predicted model, not a curated record. The transcript has 7 exons. NCBI's taxonomy places the organism in Eukaryota, Viridiplantae, Streptophyta, Magnoliopsida, Rosales, Moraceae. The coding region runs from base 34 to 1395 and encodes 453 amino acids.